Molecule: messenger RNA, 1533 nt
Organism: Volvox carteri f. nagariensis
Lineage: Eukaryota; Viridiplantae; Chlorophyta; Chlorophyceae; Chlamydomonadales; Volvocaceae
Exons: 15
Coding region: 1-1533 (510 amino acids)
Source: RefSeq, a predicted model, not a curated record
AUGGCUGUAAAGGCGGAUGCGCAGGCGGAGCAACUGGAUACGGCUAUGCUUCGCCUUAUCGCUGGUGUUUCCAAGCAGGUUGACGAGGCGGUGGCAGCAACGGUGUUCAGCAACAAUGAAGCUGCGAAAAGGGUGAUAUUCAGCCCUGACUCUGAUCUUCGUCAACGGGUUGUUGCUUCCAUUCAAAAGUUGGCUAAAGGUCUUCUUGAGCGAGACGUGGAGGCGUGUUCUAAGCUUGGCUUGUUUCCUGCGCCGGUAACUGACAAAAUGCAAACCAACGGCCACUCUGCAGGCACGGCCAAGUCGGAACUGUCAGCCCGGUUGUCCUCUCUUUGCGGUGGUACUUACUUCGAGCGUUUGUUGACCCGUUUUUCCGUGCCGGAGGAGCUUUUCGGGCCCCUGUCCAUGAAGGGGCUGGAGAAUGACCUGUACGUGCGGCAGAUCAACGGCUACCUGCCAACCGCUGAAGUAGCGUUCGUGGACGAGAUUUUCAAGGCGAACUCCGCCAUUCUGAAUGCGUUACUGACGCUGCUGAACGAGCGCCUCUUCGACAACGGCAACCAGCGCUUGCAUGCCCCUCUGCUGUGCCUGGUUGGUGCUUCCAACGAGAUGCCCGAGAGCGAGGAGCUGGACGCGCUGUAUGAUCGCUUCCUCAUCCGUCGUACGGUAUCGCAGGUCUCCAACAACCAGUUGUACAAGCUGGCUCGCCUGGCCGCCGGUCGUAACGACCAUGCCCUGACCGGCGUCACGAUAGCUAACGGUAACGGGGGCGGCAGUGAAGCUGUACAGCAGCAGGUCCUGUCCAUGGACGACUUCCGAGGUACGGCCACCACCGCAUACUCUGCUGUGGACGUGCCUGACUCGGUCAUCGAUCUGCUGACCGGCCUCCGGAACCACCUGCAGGCGGCUGGGGAAGAAUGGGGUCCGGAUAAAUGUGAGCCGCCCAUGUACGUCUCCGACCGCCGCUUCAUGAAGGCGAUCCGCAUGCUGCAAGUUGCGGCUUACGCUGACGGCCGCGAUCAGGUCAACGAGUACGAUUGUCUGAUGCUGGAACACGUGUUUGGCAACCGGCCUGAUGACGGUGUGAAGGUUCGUCAACAGGUUCUGGACAUGGUGGCGGCUGACCCAGGGCUGCAGCAGGCCGAGUUGGUGCUUCUGGGACUGUUUGGACGCACCUGCCGCCUGCUUGAGGGUCCUGAGGAUGCCGCGGAGUUGGCCGCUGCCUCAGCGGAGGUCGCGCAGCUAGUGGAUCUGCUCAGUAGCCGUCACGCGGCAUUGGCCGCCAACCUAGAGGGCAAUGGCUUUCCAGAGUUGCGGGCGACACUGUGGCAGGCGGAGGCCAGUGUGGCGGCUGCAGUGCAGGCACUCGUGCCACAGAUGACGGAGAACCGCAAGAAGGUGGAGGACCUACUCCGCGAGGCCCAGACCCUGGCGGCUGUGCUGCGUACCCCCUCGGCUAGUGCACCCCUCCUGGAGCGGCUAUUGCCCAAACGCUUUAAGCAGUACCAGAAGGGCAUCAGUGCCAAGGUUUAA